AUUUCAUCCAAUGCACGUUUCUAAACUUUGCCUUGCAAGAAAAUGGUGGAAAAUCAUCAGCUAUCGUAGAUAAUAAUGAGAAGCCGUGCCCGCGCCUUAACGAUGGAGAUUUAAAAGACGAUGUAUUAGAUGGUGAUGACAAUUCAAACUCUGUGGUGAAGAUUGACUUUGCCAGACCAUACCUUAUUGACAGUAUAAGAAUUACAGAGUCUGAUGAUGAUGGGGCAGCUGAGAGCGAAUGGAUAACUAUCAGUUUUUCUGAUGGAUCAGCCCAGUGGGUGAGUGGAAAAAAAGAUAGCACAAACCUUAGCGGAUUUUAUUGAUAUCACUUCUCGCAUAUUCCAGUGUUUUGGGGCAGCACAUGAUGCUGAGCUUCAUAUGGGAGUAUAUUUCUGCAUAAUACCCGCACUGUAUACAUUGGUUUAUCCUUUGGACUCGUGCUAUUUUGAGGUCUUUGAAAAACUCACUCGUGCAUGUUAUAUCCAAAUUGCACUCGAAACCAUGCUAUUACUUAUUAAUAAUUUACAUAAAAAUGUUCGAGACAAUUGUAGUUUUAACUAACGUGUUUAUAGCGAACAUUCCACCGGCAAAGUUUUCCUGGCUUUGUUAUAUCAAAUUAUACAACGCUAACAGCUUGAAAAUUCCACUCAACUAUGUAAUUUUUGUUAGUCUUGUUUAAGGUAAAUGCUUUUCCAUUUAAAAAUGAAGAUAAAGUAAAAAGCCAUAUUUUCCAUGCGAAGGCAACUUUUACUUUAUGUAGCGCGGCGCCAUGUUUGUUUUGUUUUGAAGCAAUCUGUGACCGUUACUUCUUUAAACUAAAUUGCUUUAAACUGCAUGAUUGGUUGAUUUAAUCAUCACAAUGUUUUUCUACCAAUCAGAUCAGUUUGUUACAGAUUUUUGCACUGUGAUUACAGAAAAUUGCACUGUGAUUACAAAAAAUUGCACUGUGAUUACAGAAAAUUGCACUGUUAUUACAGAAAAUUGCGCUGCUGUUUGGGAUUAACUGCACUAAAAUCAACCAAUCACAGUCGAGUAAUAUCUUUAUGUAUAUUAUUAGUAUUGUAAUAUAUUGCAUCACAUUGUAUCUUAUUACAUUCUGCUGUUUUAUUGUGCAAUACUUGUAUAAAGCGUGUUUUGUGCAUAUAUGUAUUGCAUUAUUAGAAGUGUUUUGUUUGUACAAAAGUUUUGUUCAAAAACACAUGUGAAUGAAAGUCUUAAAUGUUACUUUAACUUUUUAUCCACUCGAUCAUGGGACCAGUUUCAGCUAGAAUUCGAACUCGAAGCAGUGAGCCUGUACUCAAAUCUUAAAUUUCUUAACGUUUCAUGACCGUACACUUUGUUUUUCACAGAUAAGAUUGUCACCGGGAAGUCCAGAUCCCGAAGAAUUCUCCUUCGUCCCUCGUGUUGCAUCGUGGAUAAAAUUAGUUGUGCAGAGUAAAUAUAAGGAUGGAACGGUUCGCCUUACGGAGGUCGAAGUCUACAACGGCGCUUGCGUGGAUGGUUGGUACUCUAUUUUUUAUCGCUUUUACUUUUGAUGAAAUUUAUUGAAAAUGUCUUGUAAGAAGCCUAACCUUCUACUUGACCUGACGUAUUCAAUCAGAUAAUUACUAAAGCCCGUUCUCCACUAGGCGAAUUUAUUCGCGCGAACAGAUAAAAAGUAGGAAGCGAUCCUACUUUUUCGCCGCGAAUUUUUUCGCCGACCAAUCACGUUGCCGGAUUUCGGUUUUCGCUUCGCGUCGCGCGAACAAAUUCGCGUAGUGGAGAACGGGCUUAAGGAGUUUCAAUGGUGCGGUCGUCAGAGCGAGCGCGUUUCACCUCUGAGAUCGUGGGUUCGAUUCUUGCUGCGGACUCAUGACACUUGUAUGAAAUCAGUCAGUUUUCGCUCUACUAAAAGUCGUGCAUGGGCUUUCUUCGAAAUUCGGAUAUUAUGCAGGUUUUGUUUCACAGGUAAUGUUGACAGGAUGAGUUGGGUAUUAUAGAUGAACAGAAAUAAUUCAUCCCAUUCGGAUAAGCUUCUCGGUUAACCAAGCUCAUAUGAACAGUCCCCAAGUGGCAUCGGCCAGUUUUACCAUAAGAGGAACUUGGUGUGCUCAUAGAAAUCCAGCGGUAUCUGGUCAAACUGCCAGUACAUUUCUCAUGAACAUGCGACUAAGGCCUAAUUAACACAGCCGACCACUUCAAAGUGGAGUAAACAAACCCAAUCGCAAAGGUGAAAGGUUUGUGCGCUGCCAUUGUGCCACAUACGCACGGAAAAUGCACAAGUUGUGACAGAUAUGUAAACAGGUUGAAACAAGAUUGUUGUCCAGCCGAUGUCGGGAUGUGUUUGCACUGCUUGUUUUCAGUUGUUUUGACAAGUCUGGAACAAGUUAUCAACCUUGUUAUAAGGUUGAUGACAGGGACAGAGACCUUGCUGCUACAAGUUGUUCCAACAAGACAAGUUCGAAGGCUGUUCGUAAUAAGUUGCUUCAAGCUUGUUAUUAUCGACUUGUAAACAAUUUUUUUACGUGCAGACGAUACUUAUCACUUAUUUACUGAGAUCGAGGGAAAUAGUGUGUUUUGUGAAUUUGUGGACCCGAGACCAGAGAGAAACAUCGACGAGAGAAACAUCGACGGUCGAGGUCUCGAGGUCUCAGUAAAUAAGUGUUUUAUUAUCUAUUAAUAGUCAAAGAAACAACAAAUUUUAAAAAGAACAAAUGAAUGUAAAUACAUGAAAUAUUUUAUUGUUAAAACGUUAUAUUAAACACUGGCUACACUGCAGUUACUUAAAGCGAAAGUUUUAAUUACGUACUACACACGUAAAAACGCACAAGUUGUAACAAGUCUGCAAACAAGUUGUUACAAGUCUGUUUACAAGCUGUCAACAAGUUGUGUUCGCACUGCUUGUUCCCAGUUUGUUGUAACAAGUUUGAAACAAGCUGUUAACAACUUGUAACAAGCUUGAUGGCAUUAUCAGCCUUGUUACAAGAUUGUACUAACAAGUUUGUUACAGCCAUGAUAUAACAAGGAUGUUACAAGGUUGUCAACACAAGGUUGUAACAAUCUUAUUAUAUCAAGCAUGUCACGGACUUGUCAGAACAACCUUGCAACAAGUCUGAUAAUUUCGACAAGGUUGUUACAAGUUGUCAACAAGUUGUUCCAAACCUGUUGACAACUUGUGACAAGCAGUGCGAAUACAUCUUGUUAACAGCUUGUGAACAGACUUGUAACAAACUUGUGCGUUUUUACGUGUGUAGGCAUGCCCAAAGGUCGCAUCUUCACGUGAUGGCGCACGUGAUUUUUUUGUUAUUUGCCGGUCGAUAACGUAUAAUUGUUUCCAUAGAAAUAAUAGAUAUAGAAUGCGUACUUGAUCCUGACUUGAUCACGAAUCAUGUCUCCACUUUUUCUCAUGCGUGCCCCGUGCCCUUAUAAAUCCGCCAUGUUUGAAUUUGACUAGGAGUGCGAACUACAAAGUAUAAACAAAGCUAAAACUACGUUUUCAUCGUCAAAACGUUUAUGUUGUUGUCUAAUUUGUAGUUUGAGGAUAGAUUUUGAGUUCUUUGAAGGCACAAACUGUCAAAGCAAAUGUGCAGUUAUAAAAACGGUGAAAAUCGUGCAGCCUUGUAAACAAAGUAGUUUCGCCGGUUUCGCGUAAACUGAUAUAAAACAUUUUUGCAUGCUCUGAACGUCACUGUUUUGCUAAUUUCUUAUAAGAUUACAAAAUGAUAGUUCUUUCUUCGUCGGGUUUUGUUUUUCUUCGAUGUUAACGAAGUUUUUUUAUGUUUUUGAAACAAAAAUAUUUAGUUUUCGAUAAACUGUAAAUUGCCUAAAUAAUCGUCGAAAACUAUGGUUUCAAAAGCUUUGCCUCAAGCUCAAGCAACGUAGAAAAAUAUGAAAAGUAGUAAGAGUUGAAAUAUUUAUAGAACAUACCUAUUGAGUUUGAGUUUUUCUUCAUCUUUCGGGUUUUGUUUUGGCUUGCACAACAACGUUGAAAAUUUAUUUUUAAACGACGAUUUCUGUAUAUAUUCUGUCCAGAACUGUUGUUUUUCGUAAAAAAGCCCACUAGAAUGGGUUUUUAGACACUUUUUUCACUUUAGGAAAAUUUUUUCCAUUUUUAGUCUCGCAUAAUUUUUUUUCCAAACUUUGCAGUUGUUUGCAGUUGUAAAAAACAAUUCGCACUCCCUGCAACUGCGCGAAAUUCCCCGCCUCAGGAGUCUGGGACCAACCAAAAUGCCCUUAUAAAUCCGCCAUUUUGUGGAGACAAAUUUUUCACUGAGAAAAGAUAGGAGUACGCAUUCUAUAUCUAUUAUUUCUAUGAUUGUUUCCCUCUCGCGCUGUUGCGAGGGAGACAGCUUAAUUUCGUCACUCUCACGUAAUAUGCCCUCAACCAAUAAAACACUAGAAAAAUGCGACUUUGACUAUUGAUAUAUAAUAAUGAUGCUUGUUACAAUAAUUUGUUGAGAAUCCGUUGGCCUUGUCAAUCCUGUUACAAGAAGAUAUCAACUUGUUCCAGGCUUGUUAAGAAACUGGGAACAAGCAUUUCGAAAACAUCGUGUGGACAAGCUGUGAGGCUUGCGGUCACACGCGUGCGGUCCUAUCCACCCAUACUGCUUUCUUUUUAGAAAACGUAUGUGAUUUCAUGGGAUUUGCCGAUGGAGAGAUGGAAUCAGAGCGCUACAUUCACCGUGAGGUAUUUUCAUUCUUGCGACAAGGUACUGCUAGAUUGAUCUUCAAAUUGUCAAAUUCCUUGGGGCAACACAAGCACACCCUAGACUUUCAAGACAAAAUGCGACUAUAUGGUGGUGGCAAUACAUUGGCUGGUCCUACGCCGAUACCUGGCGCUGAUCUUGAUCCUCAUUGGAUCCCAUUCUGGGUGGAUAUGAGAAAAACUGGACGAAUAGUUGUCGGGACUGGAGCCACUGUGUUGGUCAAUUUCACCGCAACAGACGGAGAAGUGUUAUUACCUUUCCUGAAAUUUAAUGUGUUUAAUACAGGGGAGAAAAUCAUUUACUGUGACAAGAAAGGUGUGUAG
Molecule: messenger RNA, 5008 nt
Organism: Paramuricea clavata
Lineage: Eukaryota; Metazoa; Cnidaria; Anthozoa; Malacalcyonacea; Plexauridae
Source: the annotation of a GenBank genome assembly